Cloeon dipterum is the source of this 1957-nucleotide messenger RNA. Its product is annotated as pro-interleukin-16-like. The record is from RefSeq and is a predicted model, not a curated record. Gene Ontology annotation, molecular function: protein binding. The transcript is spliced from 6 exons. The coding region runs from base 149 to 1483 and encodes 444 amino acids. Lineage: Eukaryota; Metazoa; Arthropoda; Insecta; Ephemeroptera; Baetidae.
GACCGUGUUGUGCUUCAGUGUGUGCCCGGUCUCUGUGGCAACCAGUCGCGGGCGCAGCGUUGUUAGCAGCCAAGUGCUUCGCUCUAGGGACGGACAGAAUCGCGGCCACAACCCGUUCGUUCAACCCUCGAACUCAACAGACAGAAGAAUGCGGUUCUUCGGGAGGCGUCACUCGGAAGCCUCGCUGUCCAGUUCGGACAAGGAGCAGGAUAACUGGCAAAUGGUGAAGGCGGUGCCCGCGUUCGUCCUUGAAGACCCGUCUCCUCAGAAAAAAGGUACGAUGCUGAGCACGUGGGGACGUCGCGUGGGCCGCAAGCUGGAGCUGCUUCGGCGGCCAGAAACCCCUUCAGGCCGGUCAGCGAACGGCGCGCCACCCACCCAGCUCAUGCGCAGCUGCUCGACCUCGCAGUUGAGCUACGUGAGGGGUGAAGACCCCGCCGAGGACCUCUUCCAGCCGCCGCCGCUGACCACGCCGUCGAAAACCCUGAGCUGCGACAACCUGUCGCAGAUCGGCCGCCGCUUCCCCUACGCCUUCUUGCGCUCUUCCAAGCUCGCAGCUCUUCCUGAGGAGCCUGGAAUGAGACAGUUUCCUAGGUGCCGGCCCCAUUCCAUCACUUCCUUUGAGGUGCCAUCCACCGAGUCUGGCUACGACAGCGACAGACCGAGCAGCGAGGAGAGCAACUCGAACUCUGGCGGCCGGAGCCGCGCUUCCUUGUGCGAGCCGCGCGUCAUCGAGCGCUGCGCUCCACGCUUCGGCAGCUACAGGGUGCCGUGCCGCCCGCCAAACGGACCCGAGUUGAAGAUGAUCAGGUUGCAGCGUGCGUCAGGGAUGCGGCCGCUCGGCAUCCACGCGGCGCCGCGGCGGCUGCUGCAGGUCUCGUCCGAGGUCGCAGUCGGCGACGGCUUCUUCGUGAAAGCGCUGGACUAUGGCAGCGUGGCCAAGAAUGACGGACGACUCAUGAUUGGAGACGAAAUCGUCAGCGUCAACGGCGCCGUUUUGCGCGGUCUGCCCGUUACCGAUGUGCAGCGCAUUCUCGCCGAUACUAGCUCUACCAAGGUUGAGCUGGUGAUCUCAAGGACCUCCUCCUACACCCCGACUGCUUCCUCCGCGUCCACCCCCGUGACGACGCACCGUCCAACCCUGACCACAGCGACGAGCAUGACCUCAAUCCACAGCCAAUUUACCACCUCGCUGCUGGACGUCAAGUUCCAGAAAGGCCAGGGACACAAGAGCCUAGGCUUCAGCAUCGUCGGGGGCAGGGACUCGCCCAAGGGUGACAUCGGGGUGUUCGUGAAGAGUGUCUUCCCAGACGGCCAGGCGGCCGAGAACCACAAACUGCUGGAAGGUGACGAGAUUUUGUCUGUAAAUGGUGAGCUCGUUAGCGGCCUCUCUCACGCAGAAGCGAUCGGUCUGUUCAAGAAAGUGAAGAGCGGAGAGAUAUGCUUGAGAAUCACGCGCAGAGGACCAAGAACUUCAAUUUAAGAAAAAGGGUUCGACAAUUUUGCAAUGCGCAAAUAAAUAUAAAAAAUAGCCGGAAAAACAUUUUAGGGUUUCCGCAUUUUUCUAAAUUAAUUUUUUUUUAAUCUCGAAUCAAUUACUUAACAUAAUUAAUGUUCAAUUACAUUUGUGUAUAUAAUUUGCUGCAUUUCCAAAUACAAAAUGCGGUUUUUGCGAACCCUGGUAACAAAAGCAAUGUUGUCCAGCAACUAUGACGCCAAAUGUUAACACCAACCGGUGCAUCAGGACUUAUGGCCAACGCACUUAAUGCGGAAAUUCUCACAAAUCAGAUAAUCUAGUCAUCAACGGUCACAAUUCCGACCACCAGCUCAACAAAAUUAAUUUGUAGAAUUUUGUUCUCCUAUCAAUGUCUCUUUAAAGUGCAAUAUUUAAUAUUUAAGUUCUUGACAUUAUGUAUAUAUAUGAUUAAUUAGAAUAAAGAAUCAAACAUGACGAUUA